GCGAUGGUGGCUGCUGAUCUGAGAGACGAGCUGAGCUGCUCCCUCUGCCUGAGCAUUUAUACUGAUCCAGUAAUGCUGCCCUGUGGCCAUAACUUCUGCCGGGGCUGCAUUGGGGGGGUGCUGGGUACCCAGGAGGGGUCUGGGGCUUAUUCCUGCCCUGAAUGCAGAGCUGAGUAUCAGGAGCGCCCUGCCCUGCCCGGGAACAGAGCUCUGGGGAACAUAGCAGAGACGUUCCGUCCGACUGAGACAGAGCCGGGGGAGACUGGGAUCUUCUGCACUUACUGUCUCCUCUCUCCUGUACCUGCUGCUAAAUCCUGUCUCCUGUGUGAGGCUUCUCUGUGUGAUACCCACCUGAGGGGGCACUGCCAGUCAGCAGAACAUGUACUCACUGAGCCCACCGCUUCCUUUAUGGGGAGAAAAUGUUAUGUACAUCACAAGGUUCUGGAGUAUCACUGCUGUGAGGACUCUGCCUGUAUCUGUGUGUCCUGCUGCCUGGCCGGGGGGCACCGGGGCCACAGGGUGGAGCUGCUGAGUGAGGCCUCUGAGAAGAAGAAAGAGAAACUGAGGAAAGUUCUGGAGAAACUGAGCCCAGAGAGAGAGGAGACUGAGAGAGGAGCCCAGAAGCUGCAGGAUUGCAGGAGAGAAGUGGCAGAAGUGGCAGCCGGUGAGACAGAGAGAGUCACUGCCCUGUUUAGGGGCAUCAGGGAAGAGCUGGAAGCCCUAGAGAAGCGACUCCUGAGUGACAUCUCCAGGCAGAAAGAGGAGCUCUCAUUCACACUCACUGAGCUGAUCCAACAGCUGGAAAUAAAGAAGGACGAGCUGUCCAGGAAGAUCCGUCACAUUGAGGAGCUGUGCAACAUGGCAGAUCCACUCACUGUCCUACAGGAACAAUGGGAAUCACAUGAUGCUGCCUUUUGUGGGGCUGAGGGGGGAGACAGAAAGCGCAGAAAAAGAAAUCACAUAAAUGUCCCGGCUGUAGGGGAUCUGGAUGUGGGUCGGAUCUCAGAGACAUUACUCACAGGCUUAGCUGGGAUUGUGACUGGGGUAGAGGGAAGGAUCUAUGGGCAGGGGGCUACAGAGCUGGUACUGGAUAUAAACACGGCUGGGAAUCAUGUAUCUGUAUCAGGGGAUGGGAAAUCUGCUUCCUACUCACAUACAGACCAGCGUCGCCCACAAACCCCAGAGAGAUUUCAGGAUUAUCCUCAGGCUUUAAGCACCAGGAGUUUCCCCUCAGGGCGACAUUACUGGGAAGUGGAGGGCAGUGAAUCAGGGUACUGGAGGGUAGGGGCGGCCUAUCCCAGUCUAGAAAGGGAAGGGGAUCAGUCCUGCAUUGGAGAGAAUAACAAGUCCUGGGGUUUGUACAGAUGGAAUAAUAACUAUACAGUGAGACAUGACAGGAAAGACACACAGUUACCCCACGUCCCUUCCUGUCGGAGAUUUAGGAUCUUACUGGACUAUGAGGCCGGACGCCUGUCCUUUUAUGAGCUGAGUGAGCCAAUCAGGCACUUACACACCUUCACUGCCUCCUUCACUGAGCCCCUUCAUGCUGCAUUCUGGGUAUGGGGGGACGGCGCCUGGGUGAGAAUCAUUAGUUAGGGCACUACCCAGGGAAAUUUUCAAAAAAUCUGCCUUCACCCACUAAUUUCCUCAUUCCAUCCAUCAU
Xenopus tropicalis (tropical clawed frog) is the source of this 1663-nucleotide messenger RNA. Its product is annotated as E3 ubiquitin-protein ligase TRIM39-like. Gene Ontology annotation, biological process: antiviral innate immune response. Lineage: Eukaryota; Metazoa; Chordata; Amphibia; Anura; Pipidae. Gene Ontology annotation, molecular function: zinc ion binding. The record is from RefSeq and is a predicted model, not a curated record. The transcript has a single exon. The coding region runs from base 4 to 1596 and encodes 530 amino acids. Gene Ontology annotation, cellular component: cytoplasm.